Molecule: messenger RNA, 4117 nt
Organism: Callorhinus ursinus (northern fur seal)
Lineage: Eukaryota; Metazoa; Chordata; Mammalia; Carnivora; Otariidae
Gene: HPSE2
Product: heparanase 2 (inactive)
Biological process (GO): extracellular matrix organization
Cellular component (GO): extracellular matrix; membrane
Molecular function (GO): hydrolase activity, acting on glycosyl bonds
Source: RefSeq, a predicted model, not a curated record
AUGAGGGUGCUCUGUGCCUUCCCUGAAGCCAUGCCCUCCAGCAACUCCCGCCCCCCUGCGUGCCUAGCCCCGGUGGCUUUCUUCUUGGCUCUGUUGCUCCAUCUCUCCCUUUCCUCCCAAGUUGGAGACAGGAGACCCUUGCCUGUAGACAGAGCUCCAGGUUUGAAGGAAAAGACUCUGAUUCUACUUGAUGUGAGCACCAAGAACCCAGUCAGGACAGUCAAUGAGAACUUCCUCUCUCUGCAGCUGGAUCCGUCCAUCAUUCAUGAUGGCUGGCUCGAUUUCUUAAGCUCCAGGCGUCUGGUGACCCUUGCUCGGGGACUUUCGCCCGCCUUUCUGCGCUUCGGGGGCAGACGGACCGACUUCCUGCAGUUCCAGAACCUGAGGAACCCGGCGAAAAGCCGCGGGGGCCCCGGUCCGGAUUACUAUCUCAAAAACUAUGAGGAUGACAUUGUUCGAAGUGAUGUUGCCCUGGAUAAACAGAAAGGCUGCAAGAUUGCUCAGCACCCUGAUGUUAUGCUGGAGCUCCAACGGGAGAAGGCAGCUCAGAUGCAUCUUGUUCUUCUAAAGGAGCAAUUCUCUAAUACUUACAGUAAUCUCAUAUUAACAGCCAGGUCUCUAGACAAACUUUAUAAUUUUGCUGAUUGCUCUGGACUCCACCUGAUAUUUGCACUAAAUGCACUGCGUCGUAAUCCCAAUAACUCCUGGAACAGUUCUAGUGCCCUGAGUCUGUUGAAGUACAGUGCCAGCAAAAAGUACAACAUUUCUUGGGAACUGGGAAAUGAGCCAAAUAACUAUCGAACCAUGCAUGGCCGGGCGGUAAAUGGCAGCCAGUUGGGAAAGGAUUACAUCCAGCUGAAGAGCCUGUUGCAACCCAUCCGGAUUUACUCCAGAGCCAGCUUGUACGGUCCUAAUAUUGGGAGACCCAGGAAGAACGUCAUCGCCCUCCUAGAUGGAUUCAUGAAGGUGGCAGGAAGCACAGUGGAUGCAGUUACCUGGCAACAUUGCUACAUUGAUGGCCGGGUGGUCAAGGUGAUGGACUUCCUGAAAACUCGCCUGUUAGACACACUCUCUGACCAGAUUAGGAAAAUUCAGAAAGUGGUUAAUACAUAUACCCCAGGAAAGAAGAUUUGGCUUGAAGGUGUGGUGACCACCUCUGCUGGAGGCACAAACAAUCUAUCAGAUUCCUAUGCUGCAGGAUUCUUAUGGUUGAACACUUUAGGAAUGCUGGCCAAUCAGGGCAUUGAUGUUGUGAUACGACACUCAUUUUUUGACCAUGGAUACAAUCACCUCGUGGACCAGAAUUUCAACCCAUUGCCAGACUACUGGCUCUCUCUCCUUUACAAGCGCCUGAUCGGCCCCAAAGUCUUGGCUGUGCAUGUGGCCGGGCUCCAACGGAAGCCACGGCCAGGCCGAGUGAUCCGGGACAAACUAAGGAUUUAUGCACACUGCACAAACCACCGCAACCACAACUACGUUCGAGGGUCCAUUACACUCUUUAUCAUCAACCUGCACCGGUCAAGAAAGAAAAUCAAACUGGCGGGGACUCUCAGGGAUAAGCUCGUGCACCAGUAUCUGCUGCAGCCCUAUGGACAGGAGGGCCUCAAGUCCAAGUCAGUGCAGCUGAACGGCCAGCCCUUGGUGAUGGUGGACGAUGGGACCCUCCCUGAACUGAAGCCCCGCCCCCUGCGGGCCGGCCGGACAUUGGUCAUCCCUCCAGUCACCAUGGGCUUUUAUGUGGUCAAGAAUGUCAACGCUUUGGCCUGUCGCUACCGAUAAGCCACCCUCACACCCACAAGUCACCAGCAGGCCUGCUGGACUGCUUUUCACUCUCCUGCCCUAAUAGUAUCCUGAUUUUUCAGACAUCUUCUUAGCAACAAACCAGUCUCUGCUGCUCCAUCCUGCUGGCAUCAGGACUUGCUCUCCAAAGAGACAAAUGCCAUAGCAUGAGCUUCGCCUAGGUAGGCCACAUCCACCCCAAAGGAAAAUGUAGACAUCCCCUCUAGCUAUAUAAGGAUGAAGGUAUGUUUGUAGAGCUGCAUGUAUCCGUGUGCACGCACCAUGAAAAGAAGCUGGCAGCGCACUCCCAGGACAGAUGAAAGAGCUCUCCAUGAUCCGGGUCACGGAGCAAUGUCACCACGGACCUCAACCUGUGACCGCUGCCCUCGGCACAAGGCGAGGAAGGGAACCACCAGGUGGGCCUUCAGGAGCCCAGCCCUAUUCUAACCCCUCUCCUUGUCUGUCCCCCGCUGUUGCCCUGGGUUUCCUAUCACCUCUCUUCUCCCUGGGGAGCAAGCGAGGGGGUCGGCGCCUGCCUGCUGGGUGAGCUGUUUAUGUCAUUUCCUGGCUGAUGUAUGAGUGCGCGCAUCUGGGUUUCUGACAGUGGCAUCAAUCACUGACUAUUCCUCCGGGAAACGGGUGCUUCAAAAGUAAAAUUGCAAUCAUACUCCAGAUUUUGUAAGAGGGUUCUAUUCCUCCGUGAAUCCAGAUUCCUCUCGGGUUGGAAUGGGAGUCAGGUAACAAUAUUCAUGGGGUGGAGAACAAUGUAUUAGGCACCACAAAAAGUAAUCAUCAUCCGUCAUGUGGCUGGGAGGGAGAGAGUUUCAGCACAAAGAGAAAGCACACUGAGCCACCAAACGGAGACACACACACACACACACACACACACACACACACACACACACACAACUGAAUAAGCAAAUAAUCAGACCUGCAUCAAAUCUGAAGGAAUCUUAAGGGCUUGUAGGUCAAGCCCUUAAUGGUUUGUUUGACCAAAACCAUUAAAAAAAAGGUGUAAAUCCACGCCAUCAGUGUAAGACACAACUGAAGCUCACCGUUUCGCUUCUUCCCCAGGAGCUGGGUGCCUUAAAUGCCAUUUACUAGGCGGAAAUCUAACCCGGUCCUGAAAGUCGACCAGGUCUGCACUAUCCCAGACCAGCCAGUGUGAGCCCAGAACAAAGCUUUCCGAGCACUCCCUGGGGAGAGGGGAAAUCUGGAAACUUGAGGUCUGAUGGGGGAACUGUGGGGUGGUGGGUGGGAAGCCCCUGAGCCGGGCAGGGAGAAGUGGACUGAUUUAAAGGUCACGAUCAACCUGUAGGAUUCAAGGGGCAAGAUGCAAAUAAGCUGCCACUGAAAUAACUUUCCUGUGGGUUUGAUUUUCUUUCUCAGGAUAAAGGACACGAAUGGCAGGGGCUAAGGACAGGGCCGGGUCUGAGGUGAGACACGGGAGGAAGUCUGGGAGACUCAGCACGGAGAACAGGGAACGGGGAGUUGGGGAGAGGGAAGCCAACAGGCUCGCUCUAUGCUUGAGGAAGAGAGUGGGCUCGGUUUUGCCAUGUUGGUCAUCGGGUCUGGAGGUGUGUGCUACGGCCAGCAAAAAGGGGGGGGUGCGCAAGGAAUGGGCGGGACCUGGUCAGUGGGCAUGCUCAGCCUGGAGGCCGAUGGAGAGAGGGCCAUGGACUCCGGCACCGCCACGUUCAAGGCUACCCAGGCAGCCUCCUUGGGAAGCCGACAUCUCCUGGUAAAGCCUCAGCCCUGCGAGGGGAGGAGCAAGAAGUGCCCAGACUGGGGUAGAAAGCAGGGAAAGAAGUGGCGGAUGACAGCCCAAGUGAGGAAGAGAGAGGAAAAGAGAGACAAAGAAGUUGUCUCCCCAAACUUUAAAAAAUUUGUGCAGAUAGCAAAAUCUCCUCUCUACACAGGUGCAGGCAGAGCUGCAGGCCCCCGAUGAGAACACAAGUAAGCAGCGGUCCCCGCGGGCCUGGCCCUGGCCAGUUUGCUUCGUGUACGUAGUAGCCCCAUGAAGGAGUCACUGGUUUUACCCCUGCCUUCCUAUGAGGCGUGGAGAAGGUUCAUAGCUUGCCCAGCGCCACCCAGGGCAGUGGGUGGCUGAGCGCAGAAUUAUCCAGUGUCUGUCCCUUUAACCACCAAGCCCAAUGGGUGCCCACUUCACAGCCUCACCCCCUUACCUGCUACUUCAGUGAGGCCAAACCUUCAGAGCUCAAGUCAAGCACACUUUCUGUAAAUAAGAGUUGAUUCUUCACUAAGCUUCCAAGCCUACAGAAAAUAGGCCGUUUCUGCUUCUUUUAUCUUUCUCCGUGUAUUAAAUGGCUUAAGUUUU